CGGUUCUGGAAGCUCAGGAGUUGAUAGGCCUAAUUGAAAGUUUUGCAAGCCAGACCUACAUAAAAACUUGGAGAAGAGUUUGUUAAAUUUCAUAUUAUACUUCAAAUCGUUAAAACUACAAUUUUCUGAGGAUUGGUGAAAAGGACAUGUCGUACACAAAUAAUCAUUACAUUGAGGCCAACGCUGUGAAAAGGGUGGCUCGUCUGCCGCUCUUCGACUCCGCCCUGAAAUCUGUUGUUUCAGUUUACACGGACGUGAAGGGCCGUUACCCGCUCCUGGGUGUGGUGGGUGGCGUGGCUGAGAUUGGCGUGCGUAAUGUGUCCCAGGCUGCCAUUCUCCGCGCCACCCCCCUCCUACUUAGUCUGGAGCCCCAGAUUGAGGUUGUCAAUAACUAUGCUUGUAUGGGCUUGGACCAGCUGGAAAAGAACUUUCCCGUCCUGCACCAGUCUACAGAGGAGGUAUUGGUUCACCUGAAGGAUGCCUUCUUCUUGACCCUGGAUGACGUGCAGCUGCGUGUGAAUGAUGAGCUGGACGGGAUGCAGGAGCGCUGGGACAAGCUGACCGAUACCACCUGGUACUACCUCCUGGCUCUGCAGGAGUCACAGCUGGGUCAGAUGGCCACCUCAGGCCUGGACGACAUCCUCACACGCUCAGAGGAGGCCAUGGCCAAGUACAUGCCCCUGACGUCUACACUGCGCCUAGAGUGGGAGAGGAGGAUGCAGCAGUAUGAGGAUGAAGAUGGGGAGGAUGAGCCUGGGUUGUGGACGCGGUUCCGAGGCCUCCUGCUCUAUCUGAGCCUGCAGCUGUACCACCGCCUGCUGAAGCUCAGAAACAGGCUGGAGUGGGCCAUGGGGAUGCUACAGGAUGCUGCCGACAGGAUGGGCCUGAGCAGGCUGCUGGAGGUUGUGGGCUCUGUGCUCCAGAGGCUGCAGCUGCUGUACGUGUCCCAGGUGUUGCGUCUGGAGGCCCUGAGGAGGCUGGCCCUGGACCAGCUGAAGGCCCAGGCCCGGGUCCUGGCUGAACUGGGGCCCGUCAAGCAGCUGCUGGUACUGCCUAAUCAGGUGCAGCUGGUGGUAGCUGACCUACAGGAGCUGGGCAAGAUCCUACUGCAGCUGCUGGUCAACAGCACCCCGCUCUACAACAUGCUCCAGCAGCCCAGUGAUCAGGAGGUGGAGGACUUCCUCAACCAGCAGGAUUUAAUGUCCUCUAACACCACUCACUGCAGUUCUGCCAACAGCCUCUUUCUCAAGGCCAUGGACGGCCGCCCACACAAACGCAAGAGCUCGUAUGCCCGCUCCCAAAGGGUCUCAUCCAGUGUCGGCAACUCCCCGGCCUCCAGUCCAGGCUCAGGCAACCCGCCCAACGGCCACCGUGGCAGCCAGAAGCAGGAUGACGAGACUCUCUCUCUGGAGCUCAAGAACCUGGAUCUCCCUUCCACCAUCGCUGUGCGCCGUCGCUCUUCGGUGUGCAGGGGUUCAUCCAGCGGCACCAAUCUCCCAGACCCCAGCCCAGUCCCCGAUCCAUCCCCGGCCAACCCAGCCAAUGGCAAUGACCAGCCCCUCCCUCGCCGGGGAAGCCAGAAUCCUGAUGACCAGCCUCUCUCUGUAGUGCUGGACAGCACUCUGCGUCGCCGCUCCUCAGCCAUAGAGUUCCUCUUAGCCCCCAUCAUUCAGUACCUGAGCCCUGAGACACCCUCAGAUGAGACUGUUAUGCCUGAGGUGGAGACCACCGAGUUCCAUGCAGACACAAGAGACGAAAGCCCACCCAGACGCCAGAGCCUGUCUUCCCGCUACCGCUGGAGCUCGUCCAGUGCCGUUGCACCCAAGGUGGAGACCACUGAGGACCUGAGCCCUGAGCAAGUCUCAGAUGAGACCAUUGCACUCGAGGUGGAGCACACUGAGUACUACUCAGACGCAGACGCAAGAGACGAGAGCCCAUCCAGAUGCAAGAGCCUGUCUGUCCGCUCCCGCAGAAGCUCAUCAAGUGCUGGCAACCCAUCCAAUGUCCACCAGGGCAGCCAGAUGCAGAACGAGCAGCCUCUCUCUGUGGAGUUCAACAUCCUGGAGGACUCUUCUACCAGUGCUUUGCGUCGCCGCUCAUCGGCUGACAAGGUCCUCCUUGGCCCCAUCCUCCAGUACCUGAGCUCUGAGACAUCCUCAGACAAGACCAUUAUACCCAAGGUGGAGACCACAGAGAAGAACGCAGACGGAAGAGACGAGAGACCACCCAGACGCCAGAGCCUGUCUGCCUGUUCCCGCAAAAGCUCAUUAAGUGCUGUCAACCCGGACGACCAGCCUCUGUCUCACCGGGGCAGCCAGAAGCAGGAUGACCAGCCUCUCUCUCUGGAGCUGGACCCCCUGGAGCUCCCUUCUACAAGCACCAUGCGUCGCCCCUCCUUGGCUGCUGAGGUCCUCCUAGGUUCCAUCCUCCAGUACCUGAGCUCUGAGCCACCCUCAGACGAGCACGUUAUACCCGAGGUGAAGACCACUGAGAACCACACAGAAGCCAGAGAUGAGAGCCCACCCAGACGCAAGAGCCUGUCUGGCCGCUCCCGCUGGAGCUCAUCCAGUGCCGUUGCACCAGAGGUGGAGACCACUGAGGACCUGAGCCCUGAGAAAGUCUCAGAUGAGGCCGUUGCACUCGAGGUGGAGAGCACUGAGUACUACUCAGACGCAAGAGACGAGAGUCCAUCCAGACGCAAGAGCCUGUCUGUCCACUCCCGCAGAAGCUCAUCAAGUGCUGGCAACCCAUCCAACGUCCGCCAGGGCAGCCAGAUGCGGAACGAGCAGCCUCUCUCUGUGAGUUCAACAUCCUGGAGGACUCUUCUACCAGUGCUUUGCGUCGCCGCUCCUCGGCUGACAACGUCCUCCUUGGCCCCAUCCUCCAGUACCUGAGCUCUGAGAC
Molecule: messenger RNA, 2904 nt
Organism: Coregonus clupeaformis (lake whitefish)
Lineage: Eukaryota; Metazoa; Chordata; Actinopteri; Salmoniformes; Salmonidae
Exons: 8
Coding region: 147-2894 (915 amino acids)
Biological process (GO): lipid storage; positive regulation of triglyceride storage
Cellular component (GO): lipid droplet; cytosol
Source: RefSeq, a predicted model, not a curated record